Molecule: messenger RNA, 6161 nt
Organism: Branchiostoma belcheri (Belcher's lancelet)
Lineage: Eukaryota; Metazoa; Chordata; Leptocardii; Amphioxiformes; Branchiostomatidae
Exons: 26
Coding region: 9-6062 (2017 amino acids)
Biological process (GO): muscle contraction
Cellular component (GO): troponin complex
Source: RefSeq, a predicted model, not a curated record
UUGACAAGAUGAAUGCUGAUGACCGAGAACGCCGUCGUGAGGAGCGCCGCAGGAGAAGACAGAUAGAAGCUGAGGCGAGCGCGGCUCCUACAGUGGACCCUGAUGAGGAGCGACGGUUGGCCCGGGAGCGGCGCCGUCGGGAGCGGGAGGCGGCCAACGCUGCGGCAGAAGAGGAGUCCCGCAAGAUGCAGGAGGAACUGGAAGCCCGCCGCAUGCGCCGUAGGAAGAUGAGAGAAGGGCUGGAAGAAAACGAGGAUGACUCUGAUCGUCUUGCCAGCCAGAAAAAACUUGAGGAAGAGGCAAAGAAGAAGAAGGAAGAAGAGGAAGAAGCCAGGAGACAGGCAGAAGAAGAAGAGCGCAGAAAGGAAGAGGAGGAGAGGAAGCGAAAAGAAGAGGAAAAGAGGCAACGUGAGGAGGAAGAACGGAGGCAGCGGGAAGAAGAAGAAGAGGAGGAACGAAGGAGAGAGGAGGAGGAGGAGGAAGAAAAAAGGCGCCAGGAAGAAGAGGAGGAAGAGUUGCGUCGGCAAGAAGAGGAGGAAAAAGAGCGCCGCGAGGAGGAGGCUCGCAAGAAGAAGGCUGAGAUGCGUAAGAGACAGGAAGAGUCUCGGAAGGCAGAGCAACCAAAGACCUUGAUGCUGAAGAAAGCAAAAGAAGACCUGGCCCAGGAGGCAGCAGAGAGGGAAUCUGCCAAGCGCAAAUAUCUGGAGGAUGUGCUCCCACCUCUGAAGAUCGGAGGCCUAUCCAAGGAUGCCCUGGAGUCUCUCUGUCGUGAUCUACAUGCCCAAAUAGAACAGGCAGAAGAGGAGCGCUUUGAAGCUGAGUACAAAGUCAAGAAGAAUGACCAAGAGAUUGAGGACUUAAACAUGCGCAUCAUGUCAUUCACUGGCAGAUUCAAAAAGCCUGAGCUGAAGAAAGUGAAGGUGACCCCAGAGAACAUGCUGAACUCCCUGGCGGAGUCGCGCCGUGCCAAGCCGGGAAUUAUCGACUUCCGCGCCAACCUGAAGCACGUGGAACGAGAAGGGCACGACAGUCGCCGCGGCAGCUCCUCCACCACCAAGAGGCGGGUUCCAACCGAUGACAAUAUGUGGGGCCGUACGGUGAUCCUGACAGUCGCGGCUGUCUUUCUCCUGUGUGGUCUGCCUGCAUCUUUAGCAGACGGCCCGAUUCCAAGAAUCCUGUGUCCCAGAGAUGUUUUCAUCACCCUUGACCGUGGGUAUGACACGGCAGACGUUGACCUGCCCACUCCAUGGUCCAACUACAGAAACGUCACCGUGAGCGAUGGGUACGAGGUUGGCGAAAAUGCGUUUCCCUUGGGGAAGACAGAAGUCACGUUCUCCGUGGUCUCUCCUGGCGGCGAACGAGACAGCUGCUCCACCAAAAUAUAUGUUGACGACCAAGAGCCUCCCAAGGUCCAUGGCUGCCCAACAUCCUUUUCCACGGAGAUUGCCACCACCUAUGCCAGGGUGGCGUGGGAAGAACCGAUCUUUACCGACAAUGUUGGAGUGGUCAACCUGUGGUCAAGCCAAGAAACCAACCAGACGUUAACGUGGGGCACUUACCGGGUGACGUACACGGCCUCUGAUGCGACAGGCAACUCAGCUGAGUGCACGUUUACAGUGGAAGUCAAACGUAAGAGCUGUGGAUUCCCGAUUCCGCCCGACCGCGGCUACAGUAACUGUGACCUGUGGUCGCGGGGGCGGUUCUGCUCGCCGGAGUGUGAGGACGGGACGGUACCUGCUGACGGGGACGAGCAGCAGACGUACGCCUGCGAGGCCGACGGAGAAUGGAGACCCUCCCGGAAAAUUGUCGACUGCGUGGGGUUUUCCAGCCCCAGCAACGGACAGUGCGAGGAGGGAUCUGUGCUGCACCGCAAGGGACGGAAGCGGCUGUGUUUGAACUGUGGCCGAGGAACCUACCACGACACCGCCGUGAACACGUGCCUCCCCUGUCCGGUGGGCACUUACCAGGACCAGGAGAAGAAAACCGCCUGUACCCCGUGUCCCGAUGGACUCACUACUGUUUUAGAGGGCACCAAAUCUAUCCAGACCUGCAAAGGGGAGAGCUUACCGACACCAACAGAACUCCUGAACAUGCCACAGGGUGACAUAGAGGGCUUGUACCCCAUCUCCACAACGUGCAAACUUGAGCUCAACAACGACGACUGCAAGAUAGAGAUCCGCAGCGACCCGGCUGAUUGCUUAACAGUGCGAGAGUUGGUCGACACUGCACUUCCCGACUGGAAACUAGGUGACGCUUUCUCCAUCGGCGGAUCGUUGAAUCCCUUCAACUGGAUCAUCUCCGACAGCUACUUUGAUCGAUGUGAGGAAGAACUGUCCAUCUCCACUGGGUCUACAGAAGCCGUUACCAUAGUCCCCUCUGUGCUUACACUCGAGAGGUUCACUAUAAACGUCAGAUACUUCAUUCCUACUAAAUCGUUCGAAGUGAAGUUCACAGGUUUGUGGAAGAUCGGGAGUAUCUUGUUUCAGCUGACGGUUGAGAAAACGGAUGGAGGCUUCGUGGUGAUUGGUGAGCCGGUAGAUACCGUCAUUCCUGUAGGCAGGCUCAUUUCUGGGUUAGCGUCAUCCUUGCUGCCUGGUAACGGCGCAAGGGAGACCUUCAAGAGUGUCAAUCUCGACAAGUUUGUGAUGAAAAACAUAAAAAUGACGGCUACAUUUGGUAACACUGGGUACGGUCUGCAAGUGGCGUUUGACACUGGUAUCGCAAAGUCCCGAGUUUUUGCCUCGCUUGAUUCCAUCAAAUUCGGCAACAACCAGACGAAGGUAUUCUCUGUGGCCCUUUCGAUUAAGUCCAUCAGUUUCGGUGACUUGAUUAGGCGCUUUACAAACGAAGGUGUUGAUGUGCCCGUCUUAAGUGAUCUUGAGCUUCCGGAGGCAGCUUUUCUUCUUUCCACCAAAACGGUUCCCUUCUCUGUCUCCUCGUACCCUGACUCGCUUCUGCAGAGGAUGCCAGGCGUGGCAGCGGGUCUCAACGUAGUGUUCCAACUGAAGUUGACCGACGGCGAUCCUUUAGGUUCAUUUUACCUAGCCGUGUCAAAGAGGAGGUUCCAGUUCCAACUCCUCCCUGGAUCUGUCGUCCGAGUAGGGUCGCUCUUAAACAAGAUGCUCCACUCAGUCUCUUCUAUUGAGCUCCCCAGUAAGCUCCCCCUUGACGACGUUCUGUCCAGCACUUUACGGGGAUUUCAAUACGACGGGAACACAAGGACCUUUACAAUCCCUGUGGCCAUAGAAACAUCCCUCACGAUCAUACCAAGCGUACUUGUCCUGGAUGACCUCCACGCGACUUUUUACAUCGUGAGAGGCCAGUCCACAGCGGGUGGUCUGAAUCCUCCUCCCGGCGCCCUAGCACCUCGUCCCGGUACUGCCGUCACCCAGACUGGAGGCGGUGGCUUCAGUUUCGAGCUAACAUCCGUGUGGUACAUUGGUAACGUAAAAACAGCGCUGUCCAUAGCAAAGCCUCCAGGAGGCAACGUGUUCAUCGCCGAAGGAGCCCCAGAGGUCGAUAUAGAAAUCGGAAAAUUGAUAGAGGAUCUUGGAGUGGCACUACUUCCGUCAGGUCCUAUGGAAGAUGGUCUGAAAAGCAUCGGUCUAGACGCAUUUAAGGUGGUGAAUCCAAGCGUUUCCUUGGUCAUGGGGCAAGACUUUGUCCUGAAGCUAGCUGGAGAUGCAGUCGUCAAUGAUUGGAGAUGCACGGUUGAGGUUAUCGUAGGGUCCCUGGGAGGGACUGCCUCCGUGGCAACUGGUUUAGUCCUGGAGCGUAUUGGGAUCGUUGAGCUGGUAAAGACACUGACGAACGACAACGUCGAUUUGUCUGUCAUUCCUGGCGCUUCCAUUCUCUCCAACGCUCGAGCUGCUUUCGUGGUCUCCUCAUCGGAUAUGUCCAAGUUGAACGAAUACUUGCGCUUUUCCGCUCCCUUGCUCUCCAGCAUCGACAUUGUGAAUGGUGUAGGUGUCGUGGCUUCGUUCAAAUUCCCUCGGGACUGUGGACAGGACGAGUUCUGUAAGGUCGCUAAGAGACUUCUGGGACAACAUGUCGAGCUCAUGAUAUACGGUGCCCUCUCGAUAGACCGCGUGUACAUGAAGGCCGUUAUUCCCACUCCCAUCCGCAUAUUCCACGGAGCAGACAUCCGAGAUGUCGGGUUUGAGAUACAGCUGGCGAGGCCUCCAGAUGAAACGUACAUCGGCAUCACCGGUUCCCUGCAGCUGGACCAACCGCCGCUUCUCUUCACGGGUCGGUUCGGUCUCUCCAACAAAGGCGUGUACUUGGGGAUGUCGUCGGUGGGGUGGUGGUAUAACGCCUUUGGUCUAUCCUUCCUAUCAAUCGGCUACCUAAACUUCGAGAUUGCCAUCAGUCCAGACCCGAUUCUCAUAGCGGGGAUCGACUUUGGAGGCCAGGCGGUGAUCGGAUUCAACAGGUCGGACGCUGAGCCUAUCAGGGCGGAGCUGUAUGUUGGUAUCAACAGGAUCGCCCCUCUUCAGAGCUACUGCAAAGGCAGCAUUACCAAGCUAACCAUCCCGUCUAUCCUUGCUGCUUUCGCUUACCGCCCGAAAUUGCCGGGCUUCCUCGACGAGAUAGGCUUCACCGAAGGGUUGGAAUUUUCCUUCUCGGCCAUAACGCGAACGCUGCCGAACGGAAUUCUCAUCCGUCAGGGGUUUUUCUUCCGGGGGAAGUUAGAGAUCCUGUUCUUCAAGGUCACAGCCGACAUUGCCAUCACCAAGACGUCGAUUUUUGCCAAUAUGACAGUCGCACCAUUUAACAUUGCCAAUGGCUUGAUAGCAAUUGAAGGACGUAGCCGCAAACAAGGGCCGCGUCUCCUCGUAGACAUCGGAUGGCUCCCGCCGCGCGCCAAGCUUGAGAUCGAAGGCAGUGUGACGGUUCUGUUCAUCAAGCAAACGGUCAACAUCACCAUGGAUGAACAGGGAACACGCUUCUUCGUCGAAGGCAGUUUCCUAAAUCUCUUUCGAGCGUCCCUAGAACUGAGGGCCAGCUACGGCUCCAUCAAGACAGCCUCCUUCCAGGUGACGGGACAGAUGCAACAGGACCUCUUCCGCAGGCUGAGAGAGAAAGUCGAGAAUGCCAUCGAUGGGUAUGUGAAAAAAGCAGACGAGGCCAUAGAUGCGGCUAAAGCCAAAGUUAGGCAGGCAGAAGUCAAUUGGGACAUCGCAGUGAAAGAUAUACAGAAAGCACAAAGGAAGGUUCGCUCUGCGGAAGUCCACUGGGACCGUGCCGUUGCCUGGUUUAACGAGAAGAUAAAGGAUGUCCGGGGAGCGGAGAGGCACUGGGACGACACUGUCGCUGCGCUGCGUCACGAAAGAUCCAAGUGCUCCUUCAAGAAGUGCAAGUGGUACGAAGUAUGGUGCCAUGCAGAAAACGCUGGUCGGGCCAUUUGCCAAGGAGCACUGUGGUUGGCUGAGCAGGUAGUAGACAAGAGCCGAUAUCUGCUUGAUGUUGCCAUCUUCGCGAUGAAAGCAGCCCGGGAAAUAGUGGACAAAAGCCGCAUACUUCUCGACGCCGCCAUUUUAAUCCUCAAAGGUGCCGAAGAGUUCGUCGAUAAAUCUCGUAUCAUCUUAGAUGCAGCUGAAGGUUUCCUUGAGGGUGUGAAGCAAGCGAAUCGCUUUGGAGCAGAGGUGGCUAAGAAGGUGGCAGGUGCGGUACUAGGCGGGAUAAUAGACAUCCAGGAGAUCGGAUUCAGCGUGAAACUGGCCGUCGCACAGAGCGGUCACUUCCGGGGGUGGAUCAAGGUGGCCUUCUUCGGCGGGAGUCCGAAGGAGUUCAGAUUUGACAUCAACCUUCCGUCGAUCGAGGACAUGGUGAGCGCCCUCGUGGACAUGGUCAGAAACGCGCUCGGGCUUCGGCGGAAACGGGAGGCCGACCGCCUGGAGUUCGAGCGACUCCUGCGUCUGAAGUCGACCAAAUUGUGCGAAGGCAUCGGGCCCAUGCCCUGCGCACCGAAUUACGCUAAGCUGGGGCAGAUGGCCGACUACAGGGCUGCCCUACUCGGGGCUAGAGUGGUGAAAGGAAACAUGGGUCCUAUCGUGAAGUGAUUGUCAAUUUUGAUCCUAAGUCAGAUCAAAAUUGCAAUUGAAAUGCCGUGUGUAUGUGCUGUCGCUGUCAAAAUCAUUUUUCUACCAACUCUUCACUGG